Mytilus trossulus (common blue mussel) is the source of this 1955-nucleotide messenger RNA. RefSeq names its product alpha-L-fucosidase-like. The record is from RefSeq and is a predicted model, not a curated record. NCBI's taxonomy places the organism in Eukaryota, Metazoa, Mollusca, Bivalvia, Mytilida, Mytilidae. Gene Ontology annotation, cellular component: lysosome. Gene Ontology annotation, biological process: glycoside catabolic process; fucose metabolic process. Gene Ontology annotation, molecular function: alpha-L-fucosidase activity. Bases 19 to 1401 code for a protein of 460 amino acids. The transcript is spliced from 8 exons.
UCAUGUGACAGCAGGAAAAUGGCAAAUGUGCAUGUUCUUUUCCUGUCUGUCUUGUUACUUAUUUUUUCUGUUUCUCAGUCUGUUAAAUACGAGCCAACAUGGAAUUCUUUAGAUUCCAGACCACUGCCAUCAUGGUAUGAUGAGGCAAAACUCGGCAUUUUUAUUCACUGGGGUGUCUUUUCUGUUCCAAGUUUUACUUCAGAAUGGUUCUGGUACUAUUGGAAAGGACCCAAACCACAGAAGUCAGCAGUUGAUUUCAUGAAGAAGAAUUUUCGGCCAGGUUUUACUUAUGCUGACUUUGCAUCACAGUUCACCACUGAAUUUUAUAACCCUAAUGAAUGGGCAGAUAUAUUUGCAGCAUCUGGUGCAAAAUAUAUUGUUUUGACAAGUAAACAUCACGAGGGAUUCACCAACUGGCCAUCAAAUUACUCUUUUAAUUGGAAUUCUAAUGCUUCUGGACCUAGCAGAGAUCUUGUUGGUGAAUUAGCUAAUGCCAUCAGAAGCAGGACUGCCAUUAAAUUUGGACUGUACCAUUCUCUAUAUGAAUGGUUUAAUCCACUAUAUCUCCAAGAUAAAGAGUCAAAUUUUACAACACAGAACUUUGUUAAGCACAAGACCAUUCCAGAACUGUAUGAGAUUGUAAACAAAUACAAACCUGAAGUCGUGUGGUCAGAUGGAGAUGCUGGUCCUGAUACAUACUGGACAUCUAAGGAAUUCUUAACAUGGCUGUAUAACAAGAGUCCUGUAAAAGACACUGUAGUAACCAAUGAUAGAUGGGGUAAAGGUUGUGCUUGUAAACAUGGUGGAUACUACACCUGUCAGGACAGAUAUAAUCCAGGUACAAAACAAAAUCAUAAAUGGGAAAAUUGUAUGACUAUAGACAGACAGUCAUGGGGUUACAGAAGAAACACAAAUCUUAAUGAGUUCCUCAGUGUCCAUGAAAUCAUAUCUACUCUAGCUUCUACUGUAAGUUGUGGUGGUAACAUGUUGAUGAAUGUGGGACCAACAAAGGAGGGGAAAAUAAUUCCAUUGUUUGAAGAAAGACUGAGAGACUUAGGGAAGUGGUUGAAUGUAAAUGGAGAGGGUAUAUACAGUACAGUACCAUGGAGUCACCAGAAUGAUACAGCUACUAAGAAUGUGUGGUAUACCAUGAAAAACUCAGGAAACAGUAAAGUAGUAUAUGCCAUACUAUUAUCCUAUCCAGAAGAUACUGUCCUAAAGUUAGGAGCACCUCUCCCAUCACAGACCACAGAAGUUACCAUGCUGGGUUAUUCUAACAGUUUUAAAUGGAUCUCUGGACCAGGAGGUCAAGGAUUAUAUAUAACUAUCCCUACAAUCCCCUGGAAUAGGCUGCCUUGUCAAUGGGCCUGGGUGCUGAAAAUAACAGAAUUGGAAAACUAAUACCUACCUCUAGUAGAUCGCAAUUUCAUGUGCAAUGAUUAAAUACUUUUUCUGCAAUUUUUGUAUUUUAUAGAAUCUCAUGUUUAAUACACUUUUGAACUCAUUCAUGAGGAAAUUAUUUACUGAAAUAGUAUUUUUUUUACAUUUAUAAGCAGAAAGUUAUACAGGUAGAUAAACAAAUUUGAUUUUGUUGAGCUUUUAGGUUGAAAUUAAAUCUCAAGCUAGAACUUCAGUUAUUCAUUGAAGAUAUUAUAAUGUUUACUAUUUACUUUGUGAAUUGUGGUCAUAAUUUAAAUUUCAAGUUCUGAGUGCAUUUAUGAGAUUAUUUGAGAUUUUUCUAAUGUAUUCCAUAUGCAUAUGAAUUCAUUACUGUCAAUUAAGGCAUUUUAAAGCACUGUGAUUUCAUUUUAAUCUGUACAUUUAUUUGUUUUUCCGUCCUUUUCUUAAAAUUGAGAAAAACUAUAAAAAUGAUCUGUUAAUGUAGUGUUUAUUUAAUAUAUUCAAAAAAGAUAAAUUAUGUAAAAUUAUCCAACUUUAGUGACAUGCCUAAAAAC